AGAUAAGGGGCCGGGGGCACAGGGAAGAGGCCGGGAGAGCGGCGGCGCGAGCAGAGCUGGGCGGUGCGUGCAGCUCCGGCGGAGGAGGAGCCCGGAGGCCCGAGGCAGGUCCAGUCAUGGAGCUGCGCUCGGAGCUACCCAGCGUGCCGGGCGCGGCGACAGCAGCGGCCACAGCGACGGGACCUCCCGUGGCAUCAGUGGCGUCAGUGGCCGCGGCGGCGGCUGCCGCAGCAUCGCUACCAGUGAGCGUGGCCGGGGGCUUGCUGCGGGCGCCUCCCCUGCUGUUGAGGGCCGCGGAGAAGUACCCGCGGACCCCCAAAUGCGCGCGCUGCCGCAACCACGGCGUGGUGUCGGCGCUCAAGGGCCACAAGCGCUACUGCCGCUGGAAGGACUGCCUGUGCGCCAAGUGCACGCUCAUCGCCGAGCGCCAGCGCGUCAUGGCUGCACAGGUGGCGCUGCGCCGGCAGCAGGCGCAGGAGGAGAACGAGGCGCGCGAGUUGCAGCUGCUGUACGGCACUGCCGAGGGCCUGGCGCUGGCCGCCGCCAACGGCAUCAUCCCACCGCGGCCCGCCUAUGAAGUCUUUGGCUCCGUGUGCGCCACCGACGGCGGGGGGCCCGGAGCUGGAGCGCCCGCGGGGAGUGCAGGGGGCGCAGGGGGCGCAGAGGCCAAGUUGCAGAAGUUUGAUCUGUUUCCCAAGACGCUGCUUCAGGCCGGCCGCCCCGACAGUCCGCAGCCACAGCCAGUGAAGCCCUUGUCGCCCGACGGCGCAGACUCGGGUCCCGGGACCUCGUCCCCAGAGGUGCGGCCGGGUUCAGGCUCGGAGAACGGAGAUGGCGAAUCCUUUUCAGGGUCGCCUCUGGCCCGAGCCUCCAAGGAGGCAGGUGGCAGCUGUCCCGGUAGCGCGGGCCCAGGCGGUGGCGGCGAGGAGGACAGCCCUGGCUCCUCGAGCCCCCUGGGUUCCGAAUCGGGUUCGGAGGCUGACAAAGAAGAGGCGGAGGCCCCACCGACUCCGGGGCUGAGCGGCGGCCCCGGGCCGCGGCAGCGGACGCCGCUGGACAUCUUGACGCGCGUCUUCCCGGGCCACCGGAGAGGCGUCCUGGAGCUGGUGCUGCAGGGCUGCGGCGGCGACGUGGUGCAGGCCAUCGAGCAGGUGCUGAACCACCACCGCGGAGGCCUGGCGGCCGGCCUGGGCCCCGGCGCGCCGCUGGAUAAGGCCACGGUGAGCGCGGCCGUAGCGGUGGACGACGCGUGGCCCGGGCGCGGGGACGCCGCGGCCGCCGGGGGUCCCGGGCUGCCCGCUCCGCUGCAGACCGGGCCCGCCGCGCCGCCGCACCACAGACCCUUGCUGGCCGGGGCCAUGACGCCGGGCGCGCUGGGCUCGCUCGGCAGCCGCUCCGCCUUCUCGCCGCUGCAGCCCAACGCCAGCCACUUCGGCGCCGACGCGGGCGCCUACCCGCUGGGCGCGCCGCUCGGCCUGAGCCCGCUGCGCCUGGCCUACUCGGCGGCGGCGGCCCACAGCCGCGGCCUGGCCUUCAUGGCGCCCUACUCCACCGCCGGCCUGGUGCCCACGCUCGGCUUCCGGCCGCCCAUGGACUACGCCUUCAGCGACCUCAUGCGCGACCGCUCGGCCGCCGCCGCCGCCGCCGCGGUGCACAAGGAGCCGGGCUACGGAAGCGGGCUGUACGGGCCCAUGGUCAAUGGCACCCCCGAGAAGCAGUAGGACACGGGGCCCCCGCAGCCCGGCGGCCCCAAACACUGACCCAGCCCGCUCCCCAGCCACCGGCCCCUCCUCGCCCUGCCCCGCGCCCUCCGCUCAGCGUUGGCUUUGGGGAUUUGUUUUGAGGGGUGCGUGGGAGCACCUCGGCUAACCGCGCAGGUGUUCGCAGAGGGGCCUUGGGGUCCGGGUGCUCGUCCAGCCUCGGGCCACCUUCCCCCAGGCCGGGGAUGCCUCAGAAUCCCGAGGACGGCUGCGGCCGCGCCUGCCCCUGCUGCUCCCUCUGCUUCCGCUCGCCUUGCCAGCCCGCGCUCAGGUGGAUGGCAGGACAAAUCAGCCUCUUGUGUGUGUCCUCCAGUUCCCACUCCCCUUUCAUUAAAAAAAAAAAUCCUCUCUAACAAAUAUAAAUUUAGGAUGUAUACAUCUCUUGCCACUGAGUCGAGUCUUUGGGACACACAUAUAUAUCGAUAUCAAUUGUAAAAAAAAAAAAAAAAAAAGGAAACGUUCUAAGGUGCACUUUCCUCGUUGCGGUAUUUGUCGCUCUCUUUGUUGCUUAUGCCGAUAAGCAUGGGUUUCCUUGGUGCAGUGUGAGUUUUUAUAUAUGUAUAAAUCUAUAUAUAAGCUAUACAUAUAUAUAUACAAGCCAGUGUAUAAUGUUAUAAAAUGGAAUUCUAAGUUAUUAAUUGUAAUCUGUAGGUGACCUCGGUAUUAACGUGAAAAACAUUCAAAAUCAAAGCAAAAAAAAAAAAAGGACAAACUGGGAAAAUUAGACUAUUCGCGCAUUGUACUUAUGGGGUUUUAUAGCUGAGACCUACUGUAAGCUGGGGAGGAACCCUGCCCGCCCCUUGGCCCUGGCCUGCGGCUGUUCUCUGGAGCGGGCCAGGCCGCGCUGGAGCACGACUAGAGCGUCGGGUGACAGAGCCGGGACUCGGCAGCCAGCGACGCUGCGGAGAACUGCUCACUUUGUGCUUUCCUUUGCAUAGGUAUGAGCUAGAAAUAAAUGUUAUUUUCUAAAUAAAGCAACGCUCGAA
Messenger RNA from Peromyscus californicus insignis, 2746 nucleotides. It is a transcript of the gene Dmrta2, whose product is annotated as DMRT like family A2. Gene Ontology annotation, cellular component: nucleus. Gene Ontology annotation, molecular function: DNA-binding transcription factor activity, RNA polymerase II-specific; RNA polymerase II cis-regulatory region sequence-specific DNA binding; protein binding. Lineage: Eukaryota; Metazoa; Chordata; Mammalia; Rodentia; Cricetidae. Bases 117 to 1721 code for a protein of 534 amino acids. The record is from RefSeq and is a predicted model, not a curated record. The transcript is spliced from 3 exons. Gene Ontology annotation, biological process: regulation of transcription by RNA polymerase II; germ cell development; sex differentiation.